This is a messenger RNA of Chondrus crispus (carragheen), 2431 nucleotides long. RefSeq lists its product as hypothetical. Gene Ontology annotation, biological process: phospholipid translocation. Gene Ontology annotation, molecular function: magnesium ion binding; ATP hydrolysis activity; ATP binding. Bases 1 to 2247 code for a protein of 748 amino acids. The transcript is spliced from 2 exons. The record is from RefSeq and is a predicted model, not a curated record. Gene Ontology annotation, cellular component: plasma membrane. Lineage: Eukaryota; Rhodophyta; Florideophyceae; Gigartinales; Gigartinaceae.
AUGAGCGUGAUAACUCGAGAUCUGGAUGGCAAGCUAAGGAUCUACACAAAGGGCGCAGACGCCAUCAUUUUUGCGAGACUGGCUGAAGGGCAGUCACCCGAUGUCACUGAGCAGCAUCUUCAUGAAUUCGCAGUGGAAGGAUUGCGCACUCUUUGUCUUGCCUAUGCAGAUCUUGAUGACGAUUGGUUUCAAGAUUGGCAUCGAAGAUAUCGGCACGCGAAUUCCGAGUUAAUCGAUCGUGAAGAAAAAGUUGCUGCAGUUGUUGACGAAAUCGAACGUGAUCUUACCUUGCUGGGUGCGACUGCUAUCGAAGACAAACUCCAAGAUGGUGUUCCAGAGACUUUAAAGAAGCUGGAACAAGCCAGCAUCAAGGUAUGGGUACUAACCGGGGACAAACAAGAGACAGCCAUUAAUAUUGGGUUGUCAUGCGGCGCCAUUGACGAAGGCAUGGAUGUCGUGAUCAUCAAUGAGGACAAUCUCGAAGAUACAGCUGCGCAGCUUGACCGGGCACUUGGCAGGUGGAGCGCCAUGCGUACAGAUCCAGCAAUGGAACGAAAGCUUGGCCUGGUCAUUGACGGACAAACAUUGCAUUACGCUCUCGAAGAGGAACUCCAGAAACGGUUUAUGGUAGUGACAAACAUGGCUCGAUCAGUCAUCGCUUGCCGUGUGAGUCCGAAGCAAAAGACUGAGAUUGUCGAGCUGGUCCGCCGGCUUGACAAGGACAAAGUUACUUUGGCUAUUGGAGACGGCGCUAAUGAUGUCGGUAUGAUUCAAGCGGCCCAUGUGGGGGUGGGAAUUGUGGGCUUGGAAGGGCAAGAGGCCAAACUGGCCUCAGACUACUCUAUUGGUCAGUUUCGUUUCUUGGGGCGUCUAAUGCUAGUCCAUGGCAGAUGGAGCUACAAACGGCUCUCAAAAAUGGUCUUGUUCACAAUAUACCGAAAUGCGGCGCUGACUCUUUGUGAGAUCUAUUGGGCAUCCUUUUCAGCAUUUUCAGGUCAGCCUCUCUUGGAUCCCUGGAUGGGGGGUCUUUACAAUUUGCUUUUGGCAUCGCUUCCUCCCAUUGUCCUCGGUAUAUUCGAUCAGGAAUUGACUGCCGAAUAUGCGCUUGCUUUCCCUGAAAUCUAUUCAAAGGGGCAAAGAAACACGGCGUACAACUUUCGCGUCUUUUUGAGCUGGAUUCUCUCAGCAAUAUGGCAAUCAGCUGUAGUGUUCUUUGUUUGCUUCUGGGGCUUUGGUGACAUUCCGCAGGCCGGUGGGCAGAUGCUGGGAAUGUGGGCAUUCGGCACAGUCGUAUUCUCGGUAGUGAUUUUCACUGUACAUGUCAUGCUACUUGUGUACCAGAGUUCCUGGACAAAGCUUUCAGCGUCCUUGUUCUUUGUCUCAUUUUUUUCAUGGUUUGUAGUGGGAUCUCUCUUCUCGCUGAGACCGGUCGCUUUGACUAGCAGGCUCUCUCCUCCACUCUAUGCAGUGGUUCAUCGGGUAUUUGCGGACCCAAAGUUCUGGCUUGUCUCACUGUUAUGUCCGGUACUUUGCGUCAGUCCUGCUCUACUAUGGAAAUAUAGCAAACGGCGCCGCCGUCCGAACAUGAAAAUGCUCGUCCAGGAACUCAUUCGGUCCGGCAAGACAAGAGAACAGAUUACUGGAGAGUCUCCCAUGCCAAUGGCGAGAACACCAAGCUACGAUCCGAGUAGACGUGGAACUCCAGCGGCUGCACCGGUUACUUUCGUUGUUGGGGGUGAAAGGGAAUAUUUAUUCUCCGGUUUCAAUUUUGAUGUUGGUCAUAAUGGCGCAAUGUUACGACAUGCAUUCCAUUCCUCAUGGGGUGCGCGGAGGAAACGAAUGCGUGUUCUCAAGCGCGCUGGCAGUGACACAGAACUGGAUGUAGAAGGAGUGAAGACAGCGGAAGCGGAGAGUCCGGAGUCAUCUACGCAAAUGACCCACAAAUGGGUGAACAAUGGUGGAGCACGCAAUAAUGGCGAAGACCAACCCAUUCCUGACCGGCGCCGCCCAUCAAGACGACCGGGCCAACAAGGCCCUCUGGCUAGUGAAGGCAGAGACGACCCAGAGUGGGAAGACCGUGUGGCUGAUACUGGACGCCCCCAGAAUGCAACUCAUAGACGUGCAAUUAGCGAUGGCGCCGUUUUGGUCGAAGCUCAGUUCGACAGGUUGGACCGGAGGCAGCAUAGUGGGGUUGGGUAUGAUAACGACGACACUUCUGAUGAGGAUGUGAUCAGACGGGACAUGUAACUGAACAAGAAGAUGAGCAGUGCCGUUCGUGUGGAUACCAAUGGCGACAAGACUAAGUAGUUGUAGAGUGAAGCGGCUCCUGUUGGAUAAAGUUUCUGAACGUGGACGACUGCCUUUCAUCGCACGGACUUUCUGACAAAGUUUCUUGAAGGUUCAUGUUUUGUGCUGGGUGAACGUCUUUGUA